CAAUAAUUCUCCGUACUCAGACUGCCCUUUCAUAAAUCUCAUUUAAUUCCCCAAGAAUUAACCCUUCUGUUACUCUCCUUUCCCUCAGUUUCUUUCUUCUCUUUUGGUUUUUUUUAAUUCUUUUUCUCUGUUUUUUUUAUUAUUUUGGGUUUGAUUGGAUCGAAUAUGUCCAAGAUUAUUCUGGUGACCGGCGGAGCCGGUUAUAUUGGGAGCCACACGGUGUUGCAGUUGCUCUUAGGCGGUUACAAAGCGGUGGUUGUCGAUAAUCUCGACAAUUCCUCCGAUGUUUCCAUCAAAAGAGUCAAAGAACUCGCCCGUGAAUACGCCAACAACCUUUCUUUUCAUCAGGUGGACCUUCGGGAUAGACCAGCUAUCGAAAAAAUUUUUGCUCAGACAAAGUUUGAAGCUGUGAUUCACUUUGCUGGACUAAAAGCAGUUGGUGAAAGUGUAAGUAAACCACUGCUCUAUCAUGACAACAAUGUCGUAGGGACAAUUAUCCUGUUGGAAGUGAUGUCUGCCCAGGGAUGUAAAAAUCUCAUCUUUUCAUCAUCUGCCACUGUUUAUGGCUGGCCAAAGGAGGUUCCAUGUACAGAAGAGUUCCCGCUGACUGCAGUGAAUCCAUAUGGACGAACCAAGUGUCAUCUAAUCAUAUCUGACAUGAUUGGUCAGCUUUUCGUUGAAGAGAUCUGCCGUGAUCUUCAUAGUUCUGAUUCUAAGUGGAAGAUCAUACUAUUAAGAUAUUUUAAUCCAGUUGGCGCACAUCCCAGCGGCCACAUAGGUGAGGAUCCCCGGGGUACUCCAAACAAUCUUAUGCCUUUUGUGCAACAAGUUGCUGUUGGGAGGCGAUCAGCACUGACAGUGUUUGGAAAUGAUUAUUCAACAAAGGAUGGUACCGGGGUUCGUGAUUACAUCCAUGUUGUUGACUUAGCAGAUGGCCACAUCGCGGCAUUAAAAAAACUAUCUGAUCCAAAAAUAGGUUGUGAGGUUUACAACUUGGGAACAGGAAAGGGAACAUCGGUUUUGGAGAUGGUUUCUGCAUUUGAAAAGGCAUCCGGCAAGAAAAUCCCUCUUAAAAUAGUUGGACGUCGGCCUGGUGAUGCCGAAGUCGUUUAUGCUUCAACCAAAAAGGCCGAGACUGAACUGAAAUGGAAAGCAAAGUAUGGCAUUGAAGAGAUAUGCAGGGAUCAAUGGAACUGGGCCAGUAAAAACCCAUAUGGAUAUGGCUCUUCUCACUCAAAAUAGCUCAGUUUCUAACUUAUUCAUACCACACAAUUUUUUUUUUCAGAUUAUAUUUUAGAUUAUAUUUUUUCCUAAUUCUCUAUUGUUCACAAUUUUUUACACUGUUAAAAUGGGCAUGAAUUACAAUCAUUUUAAUGACAAUAUUCUCUCGUCAUUUUAUA
Hibiscus syriacus is the source of this 1400-nucleotide messenger RNA. Its product is annotated as UDP-glucose 4-epimerase GEPI48-like. Gene Ontology annotation, cellular component: cytosol. Gene Ontology annotation, biological process: rRNA processing; galactose metabolic process. The transcript has 9 exons. The coding region runs from base 166 to 1242 and encodes 358 amino acids. NCBI's taxonomy places the organism in Eukaryota, Viridiplantae, Streptophyta, Magnoliopsida, Malvales, Malvaceae. Gene Ontology annotation, molecular function: UDP-glucose 4-epimerase activity; RNA binding. The record is from RefSeq and is a predicted model, not a curated record.